Messenger RNA from Microdochium trichocladiopsis, 996 nucleotides. RefSeq lists its product as uncharacterized. The transcript has 3 exons. Bases 1 to 996 code for a protein of 331 amino acids. Lineage: Eukaryota; Fungi; Ascomycota; Sordariomycetes; Xylariales; Microdochiaceae. The record is from RefSeq and is a predicted model, not a curated record.
AUGCCUGCAGCGAACAAAGCCACCGGCAGCACCAUCCUCGUAGGUCCGGACCAGGACGAUGCGAGGGCGCUGCUCUUCGGCGCCGGCAGUCCCCGGACGCUGCCCAUGAAGGUCAUUGUCUGUGGUCUCGGCCGGACCGGCACAGCCAGCAUGCAAGCAGCCCUAGGUAUCCUCGGCAUUCCGGCCUACCACUCCUUCAACCUAUGGCAAGACUCGCUCGCCAACAUCCGCCUCUGGGACCGGGCCUUUGACGCAAAGUACAACACCAGCCAAGGCGCCAUGAUGCUCUCGCGCAACGGCUUUGACGCCAUCCUCGGCAGCUACUCAGCCGUCGUCGACGUCCCGGGGGCCUUUUUCGGCGCCGAGCUCGCAGCUUUAUACCCAGACGCCAAGGUCGUCAUCCUGAACCGCGACCCGGAGGCGUGGUUCGCCUCGUGCCAGGCGACGUUCACCCAGCGCGCGCAACCUUUACGGCAGGCGCUGCUGCGGCUCGUGACGUGGUGGGACCCCCGGGUGCGGGCGCUCGCCGCGAACCUGGACAAGAAGCAGGCCGAGGUGUGGCGGUUCGAGUGGCACGACGAGGACGCUCGCGAGAAGGCCCUCGCGUUCUUCGAGGGUUAUUAUGGAGAGUGCCGGGCCAGGAUUGCCCCCGGGAGGCGGAUCGAGUUUACUGUCCAGGAUGGGUGGGCCCCGCUCUGUGAGUUUCUGGGCGUCGAGGUGCCGAGUGUGGUUGGCGAGGAUGGGGUCAGGAGGGAGGUGCCGUUUCCGAGGACCAACGAGAGUGCGUCGUUUGCCCAGACACGCCAGAAGUUUGCGGGGCCGAUUCUCCAGCAGGCCAAGUGGGACUGGCUCACACGGAUCGGACUCGUGGCUGCGGUCGGCCAGGCAGUGUUUAUUUCUCGCCGCGUCUGGCUCCCCGUUGUGAUGAGGGUUGUGCAAACAGGAACGGCGGUGCUCGGAGGGGGCUCAGGGGCAGCGUUUGGGCGGUUGAAGUGA